Messenger RNA from Talaromyces marneffei, 762 nucleotides. RefSeq lists its product as uncharacterized. NCBI's taxonomy places the organism in Eukaryota, Fungi, Ascomycota, Eurotiomycetes, Eurotiales, Trichocomaceae. The transcript has a single exon. The coding region runs from base 1 to 762 and encodes 253 amino acids. The record is from RefSeq and is a predicted model, not a curated record.
AUGGCCUCUGUGCUCAUCACCGGCUCUUCGCGCGGCCUGGGCCUGGCACUAGUCCAACAACUCCUCGCUCUCCCCCCAACAACCAUCGGAACCAUCUACGCAACAUCACGUAGCGUCUCCCCUCCCGAUGCCCUCUCAAAGCUCAUCUCCUCCUCUGGAAACAACCGCCUAAAACACGUGCAACUCGACGUCACGGACCCCGCCAGCGUCACCGCCGCAGCAACUCAAGUCUCCCAACUCAGUGACGGCCGUGGACUGGACAUCCUAAUCAACAAUGCAGGCACUCAAUCCGAACGGCACGGCAGAACAAGUGCCAUGUCUCUAUCCGAUUUUGAGUUUACCAUGCGGUUAAACGUGACGGGUGUGCAUCUCGUCACAGCCGCUUUCUUGCCUUUACUCAAAGCCGCAAAGGGCAGAAAGAUAGUAAAUAUCACCAGCACCCUCGGCUCAAUAGGGUGGUCCCACAAAUCCGAUAUUGCGUCCGUACCGGCGUAUAAAGUCUCGAAGGCGGCGUUGAAUAUGUUGACGGUGCAAUAUGCGUCUGAACUCGCGGCACAGAAUUUCACGGUGUUUGCGAUUAGUCCCGGUUGGUUGCAGACGGAUCUGGGAGGCGGGUAUGCGCAUUUGAGACCUGGGGUGGGUGCGAGGGAGGUGGUGAGGAUUAUGUUGGAGGCCACGCCGGAGGAGGAUAAUGGCGUGUUUAGGGAUAUUUGUGUGGAGGGGUUUGGGGGCACGUAUUCGGGGGUCAAUCCGCCGUGGUAG